Ricinus communis (castor bean) is the source of this 1307-nucleotide messenger RNA. RefSeq names its product metalloendoproteinase 3-MMP. Gene Ontology annotation, cellular component: extracellular matrix. NCBI's taxonomy places the organism in Eukaryota, Viridiplantae, Streptophyta, Magnoliopsida, Malpighiales, Euphorbiaceae. Gene Ontology annotation, molecular function: zinc ion binding; metalloendopeptidase activity. The transcript has a single exon. Bases 144 to 1109 code for a protein of 321 amino acids. The record is from RefSeq and is a predicted model, not a curated record. Gene Ontology annotation, biological process: collagen catabolic process; extracellular matrix organization; proteolysis.
GAUUUUUCAUUCUUCCAGUUGCAAUUCUGAUAUUGUUUUUUAAUGGAAGACCAGUUCUUUUCUCAUAUUCCUAUUUAAAUUGACAUCCAAAAGGCCGACAAAAGUAGCUUGAUUAAUUUUUCCUGAGAAACAUUAAUUUGGUCAUGGCUUCCAAACCUUUUCUUCCCAUCUUGUUGUCUACUCUUAUUGCCUUUACGUCUCUUGUUUCUCAUGCUGCUGCUGUAGCUGAUACAAAAUCUUUACCUUUUGAGUUCCUUAAACAUCUUCAAGGAUGCCAUAAAGGUGACAAGCUCAAAGGCGUCGGUGAGCUCAAAAAGUAUCUUAAACAUUUUGGUUACUUGAGCUAUAAUAAGAAUCAAUCUCAUGCCAAUGAGGAUGAUGAUGACGAUUUUGAUGAUCCUUUAGAGUCUGCUAUCAGAACAUAUCAACUCAAUUACCAUUUGAAUGUCUCCGGACUCUUGGAUUCCGAAACGGCAUCCAAGAUGAUGAUGCCUAGAUGUGGGGUGGCAGACAUCAUUAACGGCACUACUUGGAUGGAGUCCGGCAGGAAACACCAUCGUCAUCCCCAUCGCCAUCAUCAUCGACGACACGGUCCCAAAUCUUUACAUAAGGUUUCUCACUAUUCUUUCUUUUCAGGAAAUCCCAAAUGGCCUCCUUCUAAGUACCAUUUGACCUACUCAUUUCUUCCAGGAUUUCCAACCGCAGCUGUGAACCCAGUUGCCAAUGCUUUCGAAACAUGGGCUGCUAAUACUCACUUCAGUUUUUCUUGGACGCGAGAUUACAUAAACUCUGAUAUUUUAAUAAGCUUUCACAGAGGGGACCACGGAGAUGGUCAUCCUUUUGAUGGUCCAGGAGGGACUCUCGCCCAUGCUUUUGCACCACAAAAUGGGCUAUUCCAUUACGAUGCAGAUGAGAGAUGGUCUAUAGGUGCAGUACUAGGUGCUUAUGACUUGGAGACGACAGCUUUACAUGAAAUAGGUCACCUUCUCGGACUAGGUCAUAGCUCAGUAGAGGGUGCUAUCAUGUAUCCCCAAAUCUUCGCCGGCGAGACCAGGGGUUUGCAUAGUGAUGAUCUUGAAGGUAUUCGGACUCUGUAUAAUAUUGUUUGACAGGAUUUUCAUGCCACUUGUCAGUAGGACUCGUAUCGUGUUAUAUAUAACGGAUGUUUUAUCAGUAAGCUAAAUUCGUGUCUUACAAUUGUAUCUUUGUAAUCGUACCAGGAAUAUAAUAAAAACCUUGAUGUUAUCAAAAUAAUAUAGAAGCAAAUUGAAAGGAUGAACAUUAAACAGUUUGCUAUGAUUUUUUCA